Molecule: messenger RNA, 858 nt
Organism: Alternaria metachromatica
Lineage: Eukaryota; Fungi; Ascomycota; Dothideomycetes; Pleosporales; Pleosporaceae
Exons: 1
Coding region: 1-858 (285 amino acids)
Biological process (GO): mitochondrial respiratory chain complex I assembly; biosynthetic process
Cellular component (GO): mitochondrion
Source: RefSeq, a predicted model, not a curated record
AUGCGCAUGCAAUUCUGGAGAGAUACCGUGACGAAAGCAUUGGCUGGCACACCUCCGAAAGAGCCAGUCGCCAUACUGCUAGCACAAGCAGCUGAGGACCUGCAUGAGCGAUCUGGUGGGAAGGCGCGACUGAGCAAGAACUGGUUCCAUCGCAUCAUCAACACGAGAGAACAAUAUCUAGGGAACCCACCGUAUCCCACGUUGAGCGCACUGGAAAGCUAUGCGGAGAAUACAUACUCGACCAUGUUGUAUCUGACGCUGUCAGCGCUGCCCCAGGCCUCGCUCACCACCGACCACAUCGCAUCGCAUAUCGGCAAGGCCAUGGGCAUCGCAGCCGUACUACGAGGCAUUCCACUCAUCGCGUUCCCUCCACAACAGCCACUAGGCACCAGCAACUCCAUGACCGGGCAGUCUGGACCCACACAAGGCGCCGUACUCCUCCCACUCGACGUCAUGGCCGAAGCCAACGUCCGCGAAGAAGACGUCUUCCGACAAGGCGCUUCCGCCCCCGGUCUCCGCGACGCCAUCUUCACCGUCGCGACACGCGCAAAUGACCACCUCAUCACCGCCCGCGAGAUGCUGUCUAAGCUGCGAUCCGAAGGCACACUCGGCCACGACUUCGAACACCAGAAUGAGGAGGAACAUCAGUACAGCGCACAGCAGAUGAACACAGGGCAGGAGGCACAACUAGCGGAGGUCGAACAGGCAUUCGGUGUCUUUAUGCCGAGCAUAGCGACUCAGUCUUGGCUGGAUAGACUAGAAGGAGUGGACUUUGACAUCUUCGAUGCGAAUCUGAGGAAGGUCGACUGGAAGCUGCCCAUGAAAGCGUACUGGGCGUAUAGUCGGCGGAAAAUAUAA